GAGAGAGAGAGAGAGAGAGAGAGAACGGAGGUGUGCAGUGAACAGAUCAUUACCAGCGCAGUUUUCCUCUGUCAACAUCUCUCGGAGAUAAAUCGGCGAACUCUUGUGUUUCGCUUCCACCAAGUAUGAUGAUAUGAUACGCGGCGACGUGGAUGUAUUUUUCAUGGUGCUUUUCUGCGAGUUUUCCGACUCUUGGAAAAAAGUGGAUUUUGCAAAUGUGAAUUUGAUGUCAAUUUAACGUCGAAACGAGGGUUCCGCCGUGGAAAGGGCAGCAGAGGGAGUUGCUACGGCAAAAAAAGUAGAGAGCGCGGAUACUGGGCUCUCCACACGGGGAGUCAGUAUGAUGUCCGCGGGCGGAGAGGAGCUCGGAAGCGACUCUGUAGAACAGUGUGCUGUGGGAAUGCCGUUGGAUUUACACGUUCCGUUCUAUUCGCCGAGCGCUUGAAGAACACAGAGAGGUGCAAAAGUGUUCAGUGGGAUUACAUUAUACGGAUAAAAUCAUGUUUAAUAAGGUCUCUAGAACCAAAUGUCACAUCUCCUGGAAGCAGCUUGGGCUGGGGCCCAUCAGCACUUGACAGCAGGCCGGGAGGUGGACGAUGUGGCUCAGUGCUUCAGCACCAUCUGAGUCACACCCUGCUUGGGCCCGAGUGAGAGCAGUCAAUGAUCUGACUCCUCAGCAUGGAUGGCUUAAGUGAAAGAACCUAUGUGCUCUAAUGAGACCACCUUCUCUAGAGAAGGACUAGAAAAUUAUCAAGGGAUUACUCCUCGGCUUGAAUUCUUACAUUUAUCUGCAAACUGCACAUUAGAAUAAUCUUUUAAAGGACAUUUUGCUGGAUUUUUACAUUUCCAUUUUACUCCCUUCAGCCACUGAUUUUCCCUUGCCAUUUCCUUUAACUUUUUUUUUCCAUUAUGGAGUUUCAAACUGGAUUUUGGAAUAAUGAUUGGACUUCAUUUCUUCGCUUUUGGUUGACAGUUCUGUUGAGCUUGCAUGUGCAGUUCAGCCCUGUCUCCUCCUGUCCAGAGGAGUGCCGCUGUGAUAGAACAUUUGUUUACUGUAAUGAGAGGAGCCUGACGUCUGUGCCUCUGGGGGUGCAAGAGGGAUACAAGACCCUCUUCCUCCACAACAAUCAGAUCAAUAAUGCCGGCUUUCCAUUGGAGCUACACAAUGUUGCCUCUGUAGAAACGGUUUACCUGUACGGGAAUCAGCUGGAUGAAUUUCCCCUUAACCUUCCGAAGAAUGUCCGAGUGUUGCAUCUCCAGGAAAACAACAUCCAGACCAUUUCCAGGGCAGCACUUGCCCAGCUACACAUGCUGGAGGAACUCCACCUGGAUGACAACUCCAUCUCAACUGUAGGGGUAGAGGAGGGGGCUUUUAGGGAGGCUCUCAGUCUCAAACUUCUUUUCCUCACCAAAAACCAUCUAAGCAGUAUCCCUAUCGGAUUACCUGCAGACCUAAAGGAGCUGCGUUUGGAUGAGAAUCGAAUUGCAGACAUUGACGAGGAUGCCUUUCAGAAUGUCACCACCCUGCAGCGACUGUUACUGGAUGGAAACUUGCUUGAGGAUGAGGCCAUUGCUCCUGGUACCUUCCAGGAUUUGGUCAAUCUCAAAGAACUGUCCCUGGCACGCAACUCCCUCACCGCUCCACCACCAUUGCUCCCUAGCGUAUCCCUAACUAAGCUCAACCUGCAGGAAAACCAGAUAGACACUAUUGAAGUGACAGCCUUUGCUGGACUUAGUAAACUAGAAAAGCUAGAUAUCUCCAACAAUCUGCUUCAAAUUCUUCCACCAGGUGUCUUUGACGGCUUGAGAAGUCUGAGAAUCCUUAAUGCUAGAAACAACCUUUGGCGCUGCGAUUGUAGCAUUAAGUGGGUCAUUGCAUGGCUCAGGUCUCUGCCUUCUGCGAUAAAUGUCCGUGGGUUUACGUGCCAGAGUCCAGAAAGAGUGCGUGGUAUGGUUAUACGAGAGCUCACUUUAGAUGCCAUUGAUUGCCCUGCAGGCACUGUUCUUCAUCCCUGGCCAACUCAUACAUAUCCAUCUACAUUACCGCCCCGCAGGACCAGCACCAUCACCAAAACCACCUCUAGAACCACCCGCAUCACCACCAUUUCACCCACCGCUUUUUACCCAGCCUCCACCAACCCCACACCACCAGUGCCGCAUUUCCCUCCCGGUCCCCUCCCACCCUACGAAGAUCCCUUGAAAAUCUCUUUUCAUGUUGUUAACUCUACCUGCAUUGAUGUGAGCUGGGAGUCUUACUUCACUGUGACAUCUUACAAGGUGACUUGGGUUAAGAUGGGCCAAAGUUUGAUGAGUGACAUUACUCGAGAAAGAACAGUCCCUGGAUACCAACGAAGGCUUAGUUUGUCAAAUCUGGAGCCUAGAUCCGUCUACCGCAUCUGUGUGUAUGUUUUGGAUACUCUUAAUACUUACAGACCGGGCGAGGAUACUAUCUGUUCUGAGGCUAAGACAAAAUCCACAUCCACAUACUCUGAAUCGGAGCAGGCUGCUCAGCAAGACAACACCUCCACACUUUUAUUGGCUGGAGUGAUAGGUGGGGCAGUGUUGGUGGUCUUAGUGACGCUUCUAAGCUUGUUUUGCUGGCACAUGCACAAGAAAAGCAGAUCGCCGUCGUCCAAAUGGAAAUACAACCGUGGCAGAAGAAAAGAUGACUACUGUGAGGCCGGCACCAAAAAGGAUAACUCCAUCCUGGAAAUGACUGAAACCAGCUUUCAGAUAGUGUCGCUAAACAAUGAGCAGCUUUUAAAAGGGGACUUCAGAAUUCAGCCCAUCUACACACCUAAUGGAGGAAUUGGCCUCCGAGACUGUCACCUUAGUAACAAUAGCAUAGCUUACUGCAAGAGCAGUAACGUUCCCAGUGUGGACUUCCUCCACACAUGAUGCUUUUCAAUGGAUGCUACAACCAUUUGUUCAAAGAACAUGUAGUUCAAUAUACUGUACAUUACACGUAUACAUAUAAAUAUAUAAAUAUAUAUUUCCAGGUGCAGUCAACAUGGUAAUUUAUACUGUGGACAAGUAUGUGGAAUUCUGCUAUAUUUUCUAUUCUUAGUAAAUAUGAAAUGGUUUUGUAAUUUGUGAGGCUCAAAAGUGGCUUCACUCAAGGACACCACAGAUGUUUUGUAUAAUCAAAGCACGUUGGCUACCUGCUACAAGUGCAGACCAUAGGUUUUGCCUCUCAACCAGUUGAAGAUGUUGCUAACCACACAACCAAAAUAUGCCCUUUUUGCUGAAAUACAGCUACCCCUUCACAUAACAGUAGUUACGAUAACACAGUGGUCAGGAAACCAAAACACCGCUGAUUAAGCUGCAGUAGAAAAAAAGGAGCCGGGUUUUUUUUAUUAUUAUUGUUUUAUUUUUUUGGAAUUGAAGUGCACUUUCUUAAUGCAGCAGACAGCAUGAGCAGUCAUUCAGGAAAUGAGCUUUUGUGGAAAUCACAUUUGAAGGGAAAAGGGACCACUCUACAAAACCGUGCAGUUCCACUAUGAGAGGUCUGUGAAUGCAGUAGGGAGAUGGCCUGAAAGGUUCCUGUGCAAGCAUUUUCCAGGGCAUAUUUAUGUUUGAUUUUGGCCACAAGGGGGCAGCUUGUUUCAGUCUAUACAAGAGGAUAACAGCUUAAAUGGACUACAAACACUCUCCUGUGGUAAAUCCAUGACUUUUAUGGGAAUAGCUUUUGUGCUUGAGCCUUAAUUUCAAGCAAUUAGCAGCCCAAACAUAAAAUGAGGUAAUGCAAGAGCUAAACCACUGAGGUAAACUAUUAAUAUCCUGAGGGAGCUCUGUAAGCUCCUUCAUGUUUGUUCUAAUUAUUAAUCAUUGAAAAUUUGAAAACAGCGCAAUCUCAAACUUCAAA
Danio rerio (zebrafish) is the source of this 3865-nucleotide messenger RNA. The record is from RefSeq and is a predicted model, not a curated record. Lineage: Eukaryota; Metazoa; Chordata; Actinopteri; Cypriniformes; Danionidae.